AUGCCCCCACUCUGCCACCUUCCCACCCUGCUGCGGUUACCACGGAAACCAGCAGCCGAGCUUGCGGUUGACAGCACGGCAUCCCGGCUCUUCCGUCCUGCAUUUUUCCUGUGCCAGGCCUCAUGCCAACAGAGACCAGCGACUGGCCCCUCUGCUCAGACCUGCUGUGUGACUCGGUCAGAGGAAGCAGUGCCUCUGGGCUUCUCCUUCUUCCCCCAGGAGUUCCUCGCCGGCACGCCUCUCCCUCCAGAUGCUCGGGUGGAGAGCGGGCCGUGGGGAUGGGGUCUCCAGGUCCCUGCCUCUCGGGAGGCUGAGGCCACGUUCUUAGAGGGACCUGAGGAGGAGGACCCCAGGCUCACGACCUCUCCUCCUUCCGCCCUAGCCUGGGCUGGGCAAGGGGCCUCAGCCCCAGCUGGGCCUGACCUUGUCUGCAGACACUUCUUCUGCUUCAGCAGCCUCGGCACCAGGAAGGCCCUCUGCGCCCGGGAAGGACCUACUCUGUGCCAGGCCCCUGGCCUUGCUCCAGCCCACAGGCCACGGACCCUCAAACCACAGCACGUGGCCGUGGGCUCUGAUGCCCCGGCUGGCUCCGGGGGUCCUGCAGACUUGAGGGCAUGGGGAGGGGACUGCAUUUCCCCGUGGCGCUCAGCGAGCGUCCCUUUAAACACUGAUUUUGCUGCCCGGUCCCUGAGGCACAGGGAGAGGAGGAGCAAGUCACACGCAGGCAGGGCCAGGGCCGGCACCUGGGCCUCAGGCUGGAGAACCCGCAGCCUUGAGGGCGGCCGAGACCGUCUUCACCCCGGGGUCCUCCGCCGGCUUCCCGCCCCCAGAAGAGCGGCAGCCACAGCAGGCAGACCAGCACGUGCGCCCAGUCCUGCGACGGCUUCCCGCACAGCGGCACACACGCCCCUCACGCCGCCCCGUGAACACCUGUGGGCACACGUGCACCUCUGCCGCCCUGCACAGCUGCACACGUGCACACGCAUCUGCACACACGCAGACACCCGCGUGUGCUGGGGGGUGGUCGUGGACCGUCCCACCCUGGACGCUCGGCGGCCAGUGGGUUUGCUCUGUCCCUCGCGCCUCCUGCCCCCGGGGGGCUACAGAACACACAGCUUGUGGAACCAAAGACCAGCAAGGAGCAGAGGACCUGGUGUUGGGGCGAGAGGCUCUGCAGGCUCCUGGGGGGACCUGGGGCUCUGACCACGGCCAUCCUGUCCCCACUCUCCUGCGCUCCAUGGAGUCCCCAGGCAGUGCUUGCUCAGGCCUGGGCUUCAAGGGGUCUGUCCCUCUGCCUCCAUCCAUCAGAGACGGGGAAGCUUCGGGAGUGAGUUGCCAUGGCUGGGGCCACUCAUCGGGCGGGAGAUCCUCUGCUGGCUGCUGCUGUCCCCCAGGCCCUGGGACUUGGACCCACAGGGCCCUCUGCCCAUCAGGGACCCUGCAUUUACAGGCAGGACAGACCCUCGGGACCCAGGGGCAGCUGCAGGGCCAGUGCUGGACGGC
Molecule: messenger RNA, 1503 nt
Organism: Sciurus carolinensis (gray squirrel)
Lineage: Eukaryota; Metazoa; Chordata; Mammalia; Rodentia; Sciuridae
Exons: 3
Coding region: 1-1203 (400 amino acids)
Source: RefSeq, a predicted model, not a curated record